AGCUGCGAAGUAUAGGUUUGUGGUUUUCAGCAGGAGCGAUGCUUGGUACAAUGAUUCUUCUUUGGCAAGUGCUUGCUCCAGGACCUUCUAAGUAAUCAUCCCUCUUUCUCGAUUUGACCUUUGUCACUUGGUUUCCGUCUUCCUUGCUCCUGCAAUGGCAUUGACUCCAGUUAUUUUGUAGGUUGUGUAGACGUCUCAAUCGUUCAUUAAUAUCUGAUGGUACACUUCCUUUCUCUCAUAAUUGUUGUCGAGCCUAUGUUUUCUUGAACACAUCCAUAUCAUUUUGACUCGCCUUUGAACGACUAUUUCACGGCAUGAAAGGGUCUAGAUGGAACAUACUCGAAAGAGUCAUACGUCUAGAAAGAUGGAGGCCUUCCAGCACCUACUGCUUUCAUAUUGGCGAGCAUAUAUUCCUAACGUCAACAUGUGAAACUCAGACAUGCUUGUCUAUCGGAACAACUUAUCAUGUCGAAACGAAAACUCUCAGCUCGAGGUUCAAAACCCGAUUCGACUAUGGUAUCGAAACAAUUGCGAGACCUACCAUUGGCGAAUGCAAAUACACCAUACCCGUACAGAGCCCUGAGUGAUCCGACCAGCCAAAUUCGCAUUCUUGCCAUAGCUCCUGGCGCAGGGCGAGAUCCCAUCGUUGGUCAAUUCCUUAUUAGGACCUUUUCAAAAGAUGAUGAUAGGUUGCCCAACAGGGCGGAACGACAACAAGCUUACGAAGCUCUUUCGUAUGCUUGGGAAGGAGCUGUGACAGGUAGCAUUCGACUAUGGGAUCAUGACAUGAAGUUGCUCUACAAUGUCAAAAUCACGCAAACUCUUUAUUCUUGCUUGAAACAAUUGAGAUCUGGCCAGAGCAAGAAGUUUCUCUGGAUUGACAGCCUUUGCAUCAAUCAACGGAGUCACGAUGAAAAGUCCGACCAAGUCGGCAUCAUGGGAACCAUCUAUCGUCGAGCAGCAAAGGUUUGUGUUUGGCUUGGUGACAAGUCUGAUGACAGUGGUUGCGUUUUCGAAUUCAUCAAGAAGAUUGUUGACCUUGAUGGUAUCGAAGCGGUCAUUGGAAAGGAGCGCUACACCAGGAGGUGGAGAGCUUUUGGAAGUCUUAUGCGAAGAAGAUGGUUCUCACGGCGUUGGUGUAUUCAAGAGAUCGCUUUGGCGGCUUCAGCUACUGUUUACUGCGACACUCAGUCGAUCUCUUGGAAAGACUUCGCUGCAGGCGUUGCUCUGUAUGAAGAACAUAGUGAAGAAGUGCUCCGAAAUCUUGUCAAGCAUGAGAAGCAGGAUACCAAUACAAGAGCCGUGACUGUCGAAGUACAAGCCUUGGGAGCGCACAGUCUAGUCAAGACCCUCAGUCAACUUUUCCGAGGCGGAAAAGACAAAGGUCAAAUCUCAAGAUAUCAACUUUCUCUGGAAACGCUCAUGUCAAUUCUUCCUAACUUUGAUGUGAGCAAUUCAAAGGAUGCUCUGUACGCAGCCCUUUCUUUAGCAAGAGACUUCCAACAACCAGACUGGCGAAAGGACAGCAAUCGAGCGACCAUCGAAGGACAUGAUGUGCUUGCGCCAAACUACAACAAAACCACUCUUGAAGUUUAUCUCGAUUUUGUUAAAUACUUUAUCCGGACAUCGAAGAAAUUGGAUAUUAUCUGUGUUCCUUGGGCCCCAAGCUUGAAAGGAGAUGAGGCUUACAACUCCUUUCCCUCAUGGAUAAGACCUGUGUCACAACGACCAUUCAGCCAGCAAGAAGAUAUCAAGAAUGGACAUUUCCGCCGUGAGAAUGCUGAUACUCUGGUCGGUCGUCCGGACGAGACUGUGUACAACGUGUCGGAGGGUACAGCAGUCAAAGAAUGGAAGAUUUACCACGACGAGUAUCAUAACUGGCGUCUCCUAGUCAAGGGGCGAAACGUGGGACGCAUAGGUCAGCUGGGAGAUGCAGCAGAAAACGGUUCUAUCCCACUCGCUUGGUUGGAGCUUGCAGUUGAAGUAGAGAGACGCCAAAAGGCUCGUGUCAAGUCUAAAAUUUCAUAUGGAGCACACUCGUUGAUGAGCACCAAGUCCGGACAAGGGCCAGAACACCAUCACAACCAUCAUAAAACAAGAAGGCCUCUUUACAUCCCAGAUUCGUUUUGGAGGACGCUUGUUGCUGAUAGGGGUCCCGGUGGCGCAACGACUCCAACUACGUAUCCUCGAGCCUGCCAGAAAUGCUUCACCCAAGCUCAACCGAGCGCCGCGCAAAAGCUAGCAGGUAGAGCUGGAUAUGUUAAGACGGCAGAUAUGAUCCACAAAGCAGUCUGGAACUCUAAAGAAGUGACCGAAAAAGCCAAGUUGGCAUUUCUUCGACGGGUGCAAGCGGUGACGUGGAACAGGAAAUUCAUGCUCACAGAACGGGACAAUAUUGGCUUGGCACCUCCAGAGGCCAUGGUUGGUGAUAUGAUCGUAUUGUUGUGGGGAUGUAGUGUACCUGUCAUCUUGAGAGAGCUUCAGCCUAGGAAGGUCAAGAAGGAUGGGAGAUUGGAUGAUGGCAAGUACAAGCUGAUUGGAGAGUGCUAUAUUCAUGGGAUUAUGAACGGGGAGUUUUUGGAGGUCAAUGUUGGGAUUGAGACGAUGAAGGAUGACUCUAAUAGGGUGUUUGAUAUUGUAUGAUUCCUUUAGCUUUGGGGGAGGGGGCAUUCGGUCCGCAUGUAGUACUUCCAUGCCUAGUAAGAGAGGAGUGGCAGUUACAGUUUCUCAAAAUUCAGAUCUUCCAAUCAUUCGUCAGCACAAGAAGAACCAACUGUUGAAGCACUUAGUGCAAUAUGAUCUCAGAAACGCCAAUCACCUGGAACCUAUCCU
Messenger RNA from Mollisia scopiformis, 2832 nucleotides. Its product is annotated as HET-domain-containing protein. Bases 466 to 2643 code for a protein of 725 amino acids. NCBI's taxonomy places the organism in Eukaryota, Fungi, Ascomycota, Leotiomycetes, Helotiales, Mollisiaceae. The transcript is spliced from 2 exons. The record is from RefSeq and is a predicted model, not a curated record.